AUGAGUAGCGAAAUUUCAGAUCCCUUUGGAGGCGUCGUUGUAUCUAUAUUCAUUAGCUUCCUCCUCUUGGGUGCUAUGUUUCUGCAGGUAUACAUCUACUUUGAUCGCUAUCCCAAGGACAAUAUCUGGCUCAAGGUAUUUGUCAUAGUCCUCUUUACCUUGGACGUUCUCAACUCUGUUUUUGUCCUUAUGUGGAUUUAUAACCUCCUGAUCGACAAUUUUGGGAACCCGUCGCAUUUACCAAAAGUCACUGACUGGACCGCCACAACUGACCCGCUUCUGGGGGGUAUCAUGGCAGGAAUGGUUCAAGGUUUUUUUGCAUGGAGGAUCUGGGUGUUAACCAAGAACUAUUUCUACCUUGGUGUGAUCGUCCUUUGCACAUUGACAUCUUUUGCCGGCAGUAUGGCGACAAGUAUAAUCUGCCUUUUAAUCGCCGAUUCAGUUGACUGGAAUGGGCUUCGUAAUGAAAUGGGCGUACCCGUUCUUGUAUGGCUUAUUCCAGCGGCACUUGGGGACCUCGUCAUCACAGUCAUUAUCGCCACAUAUCUGCAGCGAGCAAAAGGUUCCAUCAAACGGACCAAUCGUAUCUUAAACAGAAUUACCCGACUGACUAUGCAGAAUGGCAAGUCCCAUACUCUUCCGUGGCCCGCACCGCGAGGCUUAAUGUUUGACUGUCAAGGCGGCCUUACCAUCUUUGGGGUCAUAUUUAUCUUGCCUAAACUGUACACAAACUCAGCGCUUUCGAGUCUUAAUGCGCGCCAACCCCACAUUCAGGAUAUCGGAGAUGAAGUGGCCUCUAUGACCAUGCCGUGGAAUAGUACCGAGCUCGAUCAUGGGGAGUCAUUAUAG
Desarmillaria tabescens is the source of this 849-nucleotide messenger RNA. RefSeq lists its product as uncharacterized. Lineage: Eukaryota; Fungi; Basidiomycota; Agaricomycetes; Agaricales; Physalacriaceae. The coding region runs from base 1 to 849 and encodes 282 amino acids. The transcript is spliced from 13 exons. The record is from RefSeq and is a predicted model, not a curated record.